Cryphonectria parasitica EP155 is the source of this 1089-nucleotide messenger RNA. Its product is annotated as NAD(P)-binding protein. The record is from RefSeq and is a predicted model, not a curated record. NCBI's taxonomy places the organism in Eukaryota, Fungi, Ascomycota, Sordariomycetes, Diaporthales, Cryphonectriaceae. The coding region runs from base 1 to 1089 and encodes 362 amino acids. The transcript has a single exon. Gene Ontology annotation, cellular component: mitochondrion. Gene Ontology annotation, molecular function: oxidoreductase activity.
AUGGCGGACAACGCAUGGCCCAAGACAAUGCGCGCCUGGACAUUCGAUGGCGCCACCCCUUCCCUUGCCAAAGCACUCCAUCUCGAGGAGCAGGCCGCACCGCCCCCCAAGUCGCUGUUCUCCCCACAGGCCAUUCUCGUCGAGGUCCUGUACAUGGCGGUCAACCCAGCUGACUACAAGGUGGCGAGCCUAGGCAUCCUCGCCCGGACCCUCAUGUCGCCACCAGCACACCCAGGCAUGGACUACUCAGGGCGCGUAGUCGUGGCUGGCGAGGCCGCGGCCGCCGACUACCGCCCUGGCCAGCUGGUCUUUGGGCGCAUCGAGCCGAACAAGUACGGCACGCUGGGGCAGUACAUCAUCGUCAAGAACGGCGAUGGCCUGGCACGCGUCCCGAGUGGUCUCGAGAACAAGAUGGCGGAGAUGGCGGCUGUGGGGACGUGCGGGCUGACGGCGGUGCAGACGAUACGGCCGUAUCUUCCCAAGGAGGAAGGCAAGGACGGCAAGAAGAGCGCGCCCAAGGUCUUUAUCAAUGGUGGGAGUGGCGGGACGGGCACGUAUGGGAUCCAGGUAGCCAAGGCGCUCGGGUGCCAUGUCACGGUGAGCUGUUCUGGCAGCAGCGCGCAGCUGUGCCAGGAGCUGGGCGCGGACGAGGUGAUUGACUACAAGACGCAGGAUAUCAGUGCGGUGUUGAAGGCCAAGGGGCAGCAGCCCGAGUUCAGUGUGGUGGUGGACAAUGUUGGGAUCACGCCCUCGGAGCAGCAAGAUCUCUAUAUCGCUGCCAAUAGCUUCCUGAGACCCGACGGCACCUUUGUUCACGUUGGCGGUGGGGUGAGCAUGGGGCAGGUCAAGUCUGCGAUGAAGAGGACGCUGGUGCCAGGGUUUCUGGGAGGAGGAAAGCGGCAGUUCAAGAUGAUCCUGACCCAGCAGAGCCAUGCCGAUCUGGAGACGAUUGCGGGUUGGAUGGAGGCGGGCAAGGUGAAAAGCGUCAUGGACGAGGUCUUCACGUUUGAGAAUGCCCCCAAGGCAUAUGAGAAGCUUGAGACCGGAAGAGCCAAGGGCAAGAUCGUGGUUCAGGUUGGGGGAAGCUGA